AUGAAAUGCGAGCCCGGGUAGCCGAGGACUCCAGAGCGGACGGCCACCCCGCGCCAGAGCGCUCGGGCGCAGGACAAAGAGACCUCGGUCUCCCACGCAGCCCCCCGGCCACGGGCGCCCCGGCUCCGCGGAACUCCGCACCCGCCACCUGGGCAAUGGCCAGGGCUCCGCUCGACCCCUCUUUCCCGAGCGCUGCUCUCAGCAUAUGACAACCCUCCAUCCUUUCCUUCCCCUCCUGGUCCCAGCUGACCCUUCGCUCCCAGCCUCCGGCCACCGGCUUGGAUGGACGCGUCGAGGCUGCCCGGGCGUCCAGGGGUCUUGCUUUCGAAGUUGGUCCUGCUCUUUGUCUGCGCAGAUUGCCUUGCUCAAUGUGGCAAUGAAUGCAGAUCUUACUGCUGUGAUGGAACCACGCCCUACUGUUGCUCCUACUAUGCUUACAUUGGGAAUAUCCUCUCGGGCACUGCCAUCGCUGGCAUCGUGUUUGGAAUCGUAUUCAUCAUGGGGGUCAUUGCUGGAAUUGCCAUCUGCAUCUGCAUGUGUGUAAAGAACAGUCGGGGCACCCGGGUGGGUGUCAUCAGAACCACCCACAUCAACGCCAUCUCCUCCUACCCUGCAGCACCACCCCCCUAUAGUUACGACCACGAGAUGGAAUACUGCGCAGACUUGCCGCCUCCGUACUCCCCGACCCCACAGCCUUCAGCACAGCGCUCUCCACCCCCUCCUUAUCCUGGAAAUUCAAGGAAAUAA
Molecule: messenger RNA, 747 nt
Organism: Otolemur garnettii (small-eared galago)
Lineage: Eukaryota; Metazoa; Chordata; Mammalia; Primates; Galagidae
Gene: CYYR1
Product: cysteine and tyrosine rich 1
Source: RefSeq, a predicted model, not a curated record